AUGCCGGAAGUACUCGAAGUGACAGGGCACGUCUUAGGAACUUCCCAAAAACGGGAACAAGAAGAAGAAGAAGAAGAAGAAGAAGAAGAAGAAGAAGAAGAAGAAGAAGAAAUAGAAGAGCUAUACAGCAGUUUACUUGUGGUAUUGGGAGUUGUGGCAGGCGACUUGACCGCUUGGACUAUUAAUGAUUUGUUUGAUUUCCUCUGUUAUCAAGGAGUCGACGGCAGUUUACGAGUACAUGAUACUCUUGGUGCUGCUGUUGACUCUUUUGAACCGGAAAUCGUUGACUCUUUUGAACCGAAAAUUGUUGCAGAACCUAACAGCUUGAUGACGCCAGCCUUUGCCUUUGCCAUCUUCGGAUUGGCCUUGUUGGCAGGCUUGGCUUUUGCUGUUUGCUGGAAAUUCGGAAAUUAUGGACGCAAAGUUCAUGAUUUGGAUGAAGAUCUGGAAACUGAUGACUUUAAACCGGACUACAAUCUACUGAUGGACGACCUGGAAGACGACGACAGCGAGGAUGAAGUGGAACAAGAAGACAGCGAGGACGACCUGGAAGAAGACAACAGUGAGAACAGUGAGGAUGACCUGGAACAAGAAGACAGCGAUGACUACCUGGAAUUAGAAGACAGUGAGGACGACCUGGAAGAAGACAACAGCGAGGAUGACCUGGAACAAGAAGACAGCGAUGACUACCUGGAAUUAGAAGACAGUGAGGACGACCUGGAAAUAGAUAUAGAUGAAGUGUCUAGACUAGAAAAUCGUCUAGAACCUGGAGACCUGGAAUAUAGUGACAAUGACCUGAAAAUGGAUAAGUGCGAAUCGUCUAGACUGGAAGAUCUUUUAGAACAGGAAGAACCGGAAGAAAUGAUAAAAUGUGAAGAUACUGAAGAUGAACUGGAAAGCGAAAUGACCGAAGUAUCUCGGCCAGAGGAGAGCUCAGAACUGGAUGAACUGACAGGUACUGAAGAUGGUCCAGAAACUGUUGAAAACCCGAACAGCUUGAUGACGCCAGCCUUUGCCUUUGCCAUUCCCGUUUUGGCCUUGUUGGCAGGCUUGGCCUUUCCUGCUGUGCUGGAAUGA
Molecule: messenger RNA, 1077 nt
Organism: Macrobrachium nipponense
Lineage: Eukaryota; Metazoa; Arthropoda; Malacostraca; Decapoda; Palaemonidae
Product: protein PFC0760c-like
Exons: 2
Coding region: 1-1077 (358 amino acids)
Source: RefSeq, a predicted model, not a curated record